This is a messenger RNA of Corythoichthys intestinalis (scribbled pipefish), 2571 nucleotides long. RefSeq names its product junctophilin-1-like. The coding region runs from base 217 to 2253 and encodes 678 amino acids. Lineage: Eukaryota; Metazoa; Chordata; Actinopteri; Syngnathiformes; Syngnathidae. Gene Ontology annotation, cellular component: junctional membrane complex; endoplasmic reticulum membrane; sarcoplasmic reticulum. The transcript has 7 exons. The record is from RefSeq and is a predicted model, not a curated record.
GUAGCGAGACUGUGACAGGCGGCUGUCAGCUGUGCCUGUGGAGUGAGCUUGCCGCCCCUGGACUGGCCCGGUGCCGGUGUCCCGUCCUCCCGUAACUGCCGAUGCUCCCGGCCGCCCCGCAUCAGCGUCGCCCCCCGCCCCCGCCCAAGGUCCGCCGGACUCACUUUUAAAAGCAAUCCACUCUCUCCGAACUCCCAAGUUUCAUAUACUUUCUGAAUGACGGGCGGCCGUUUCGACUUUGACGAUGGUGGCACCUACUGCGGAGGCUGGGAGGACGGCAAAGCUCACGGCCACGGUGUGUGCACCGGACCCAAGGGCCAGGGCGAAUAUUCGGGCUCCUGGUCCAACGGCUUCGAGGUGGUCGGCGUGUACACCUGGCCCAGCGGCAACCUCUAUAAAGGCUACUGGGCGCAAGGGAAACGCCACGGGCUCGGCGUGGAAACCAAGGGCAAGUGGAUUUAUCGGGGAGAGUGGACGCACGGCUUCAAGGGGCGCUACGGAGUAAGGCAGAGCCUCAACACGGCAGCCAGGUACGAGGGCACCUGGAGUAACGGGCUGCAGGACGGAUAUGGCGUCGAAACAUACUCUGAUGGAGGUACAUACCAGGGUCAGUGGACGGGCGGGAUGCGCCACGGCUACGGCGUCCGCCAGAGCGUCCCCUAUGGCAUGGCGUCGGUCAUCCGCUCGCCUCUCCGGACCUCGCUGGCUUCCCUGCGUAGCGAGCAGAGCAACGGCACGGUUUUGCGAGACAGUCUGUCCGACAGCCCCGCCGGCACCCGCGGCGGCUUCGUGCUCAACUUCCACUCGGACGGUGAAGGUAGCGAGAAAAAGAAGGGUCUCUUCCGCCGCGGAUCCCUAUUCGGCAGCCUGCAACGAUUGCGCAAAUCCGAUUCGCGCUCGUCCAUCUCCAGUAAGCGCAGCUCGGCACGUAGCGAAACCACCAUGAGUCGUAUCAGUUCCAGUGACGCUAAUUCCACCAUCAGCUUUGGCGACGGAGACCCGGCCGACGACUACUUGACUCUAGAGGACAAUGUAGACGCCACCACUACCGAGUCCUACAUGGGCGAGUGGAAGAACGACAAACGCAACGGCUUCGGCGUCUCCGAGCGUUCCAACGGCAUGAAGUACGAAGGGGAAUGGUUAAACAAUAAACGCAACGGUUACGGCUGCACCGUCUUUCCCAACGGCACCAAAGAAGAAGGGAAGUACAAAAAUAACGUGUUGGCCAAAGGUAUCAGGAAGCAGCUAAUCCCGCUUAAGAACACCAAGACCAAGCAGAAGGUGGAUCGAGCCAUCGAAGGAGCGGUGAGAGCCGCGGCCAUUGCCAGAACCAAAGUGGAGAUCGCCGUCUCCAGGACAUCUCACACAAGGGCCAAAGCAGAGGCAGCAGAUCAAGCUGCGCAGUCGGCUAGCCAAGACUCCGAUAUUGCAAGGGCUGUGGCCAGAGAACUCUCCCCCAGUUUCCAUCAGCCAGGCCCAGACUACGUACGGCAGAAAUACAACGAACCAGUGGAAGUGAAGGAUGUCCAAGAGGAGAAUAAAGUGGAGAAAAGUCCAUCGAGUAGCCCUCAUUUCUACCGGAAAGGCACCACCCCGACGCAAUCUCCGUCUCAGAGCCCGGGCCCCAGCCCCACUCCCUCACCGACACUCGUGAAGAAGAGUAUCUUCAGCAGUAAAGCAUCUGCCAACGUCAGUCAAGCAAAGCCUCCUGGGAAAGUCAACAAAACCCCGACAGCUGAGCCUUUAACCCAAGGAAUAACAAAGGCAGCAUCAAAAGUCUCUCUCGGAAAAGAAGUGAGGCAACAGUCCGAACCUCCACCAGUGAAUAAACCAACCGUGCCAAACAGUAACUACCCUAACAACGGACAGAUUCACUCCCAAUACCACGGCUACUACGUCAAGGACGUCAAAAUGCCACCGCCUGACGAACCAAUCGACGUGGAAGACGAUUUUCACCCGUCGAGCCUGGCGCGCUUGCCGCCCCCCGCCAAACAAGUUUGGGCACCGGCGCAGAAGAUCUCGCCCGUCCCCAGUCCUUCUCCGGUCCCGACGAAAGAGAAAGCGCCGGAGUCGUCCAAGCCGAAAGCAACAGAAGCCAACAAACCAAAGAGUUUAGCGGAAACCAAAAAAGUCAGUGUGGAAAUUAGCCCGGAAAUUGUUGAAGAGGAGUCGGGUCCCAACUCUAUCUUGGUGGCUCUGGUGAUGCUACUAAAUGUUGGUCUAGCAAUUAUUUUUGUCCAUUUCCUGACUUGACCAAAUCUGAACUCAGAUGCAUCCAAACUUGUCACCCAAGCGCUAACUCUCCAUCAGCCAGGGGGCUUUUAACAUGGCCUCCAAUCAGAAUGGCAGAUAUGGGCAAAAUGGAGGACUGAAAAUAGAUAGGUGAGGAAGUGGCGCAAGAAGAAAGCAAGCAGUAGGAGAGAAAGAUGAAACCGUCGCCACCCCCCGGCGUCUCUGGAUGGACUCAAAGGCUGCGUUUGGUGCUCUGCGCAACCCGAUUGGACCUGGGGAUGAUUUGUGAUGCCACUUGGAGCGCAGUGAAAGUUGAAGCAAGUGCUCGCAGGUCGGAAA